CACUUCACUUCACUUAAGUCACAUUUCUUUCUUUCUAUAAUUCUAAAAAAAAAAAACACUUCACACACAAGUUUUCAUCAUCAUGGCAAGACCUCAACAACGUUAUCGAGGUGUUAGACAAAGGCAUUGGGGUUCUUGGGUCUCCGAAAUUCGUCAUCCUUUACUGAAAACAAGAAUAUGGUUAGGAACAUUUGAAACAGCAGAAGAUGCAGCAAGAGCUUAUGAUGAAGCAGCAAGAUUAAUGUGUGGACCAAAAGCACGUACAAAUUUCCCAUACAAUCCAAAUGGACCACAAUCUUCUUCAUCUAAGCUUCUUUCACCAACUUUAACUGCAAAGUUAAAUAAAUGUCACAUGGCUUCUCUUUCUCUUCAAAUGUCCAAACAACCUCAAAAAGAGACACAACAACAUGUUUCAACACAAAGCUUCAGUUCUUGUUCUAUUAAUAGUAAUAAUAGCAGUUUUAUUUAUGGUAAUGAUGACAUUGGUGGUGGAACAAGUGGUGAAAGUGGUUUAAUUAGAUGGCUUGAUGAAGGGAAUAGUUUUGUUGGUUUUGAAAGUCAUCAUGUUGAAGUUUCUCAUCAGCAAUUUCAACCUGUUCUUGAAGAUGAUCAUAUUGAACAAAUGAUUCAAGAGUUGCUUGAUUCUGGUUGCUCAAUCGAGCUUUGUUCCGUUGGUUCAUCUUAGGUUAUGCGCUACAAAAAAUAUCGCAUUUAAGAUUUUCUUUAAUUCUGAUGAAUUACUAAGACUCAAAUUAUGUGCUAAAAAUAUCGAAUUUAAGGUUUUCUGAUAAUUCGUCUGAGACUGAAAAAAAAACUUAUGAAAAAAAAAUGUAGCAUUUCUCCAUGACACCUUUUUGAGAGAGUGUGUGGUAAUAGUUGUACUAAUUCACUAUGUAAUAAUAAAUGUAUAAGGUUGAUAAGUA
This is a messenger RNA of Lathyrus oleraceus (garden pea), 923 nucleotides long. Its product is annotated as ethylene-responsive transcription factor ERF003. NCBI's taxonomy places the organism in Eukaryota, Viridiplantae, Streptophyta, Magnoliopsida, Fabales, Fabaceae. Gene Ontology annotation, biological process: regulation of DNA-templated transcription. Bases 83 to 685 code for a protein of 200 amino acids. Gene Ontology annotation, molecular function: DNA binding; DNA-binding transcription factor activity. The transcript is spliced from 2 exons. The record is from RefSeq and is a predicted model, not a curated record.